UUGGCCAUAAAUUCAAGUUUAGCCUGCCAUUUCCCCGCUCCCUGCUCGAAGCUCUUGAAUGGACACCGUGUGGGCCAGCAGCUAUAGCUGAUAAACGCUGCUCCUCCUCCGCCGUAGCGCCGGCUGUGCCCUUGCCCCUGUCCUUCACUUGGAUCACAUAAUCUUGCUCUCUCUCUGACGCGAUAAGGCGGAGCACACAAGCACUUCGUCAUUGGAGAAGUUCACCUGCAUUUGCAACCAACAAUCAUGGCUGAACCCAUCGAGGUGCUGGUCUUUGGCUCGGCCAUCAUUGAUUUCAUAUGCUACACACCCCGCCUGCCAAAGCCCGGCGAAACGCUGCACGGCAAUAGCUUCCAGACCGGCUUCGGCGGCAAGGGUGCCAAUCAGUGUGUGGCUGCCGCACGCCAAGGAUCACGCACGGCUCUGGUGGCCAAGCUGGGAGCGGACAGCUUCGGCGGUGAUUACCUGCGCCAUCUGAUCGCCGAGGGUGUCAAUGUGGUGCACGUGCAACAGCUGGAGGGCCAGACAACGGGUGUGGCCCAGAUAGCCGUGUCCGAUGGCGGCGAGAACAAUAUUAUAAUCGUGGUGGGAGCAAACAAUUCUCUCAGUGCCACCGAUGUGAGCAAGGCCAAGUCCCUGUUCGACGAGGCCAAGGUGCUGGUAUGUCAACUGGAGACGCCCGUGCCGGCCACGGAGGCCGCCCUCAAGGAAUUCCGAGGUGUUUCCAUUUUGAAUGCAGCCCCGGCCAUGGAGAAUACGCCUCAGGUGCUACUCCAGCUGGCCAGCAUCUUCUGUGUGAACGAGACCGAGGCGGCGCUGAUGACGGGAAUGCCCAGCAUUCACUCUGUUGAAGAAGCCAAAGAAGCCGUUCGCAAGCUCGUAGAGAUGGGUGCCAACACGGUGAUCAUCACGCUGGGUAAGCUGGGCGCCGUUCUGGGCGACUCCAAGCAGUGUCUAGGCGAUUACCAGCACGUGCCUGCGCCCAAGGUGGCACCGGAAAAGGUGGUGGACACGACGGGAGCCGGCGAUGCCUUUAUUGGAGCGCUGGCCCACAACAUAGCACAGCAUCCGCAGGGUGAGCUAGCGGAGCAUGUAGCCGCCGCCUGUGUGGUAGCCUCGCAAUCCGUCCAGCUGCCCGGAACACAGGCCAGCUUUCCGCGACGCGCUUAGCCGAUGCCAACCAAGUACUUACUCUCCACCGCCAAGAGUGCAAUAAAUCUCUGUGUGACGUA
Drosophila serrata is the source of this 1232-nucleotide messenger RNA. RefSeq names its product ribokinase. Gene Ontology annotation, molecular function: ribokinase activity. Gene Ontology annotation, biological process: D-ribose metabolic process. NCBI's taxonomy places the organism in Eukaryota, Metazoa, Arthropoda, Insecta, Diptera, Drosophilidae. The record is from RefSeq and is a predicted model, not a curated record. Gene Ontology annotation, cellular component: cytosol.